This is a messenger RNA of Penicillium paradoxum, 1776 nucleotides long. RefSeq names its product putative YT521-B-like splicing factor. Gene Ontology annotation, biological process: regulation of alternative mRNA splicing, via spliceosome; mRNA splicing, via spliceosome. The coding region runs from base 1 to 1776 and encodes 591 amino acids. The transcript has 4 exons. Gene Ontology annotation, cellular component: nucleoplasm. Gene Ontology annotation, molecular function: mRNA binding; N6-methyladenosine-containing RNA reader activity. The record is from RefSeq and is a predicted model, not a curated record. Lineage: Eukaryota; Fungi; Ascomycota; Eurotiomycetes; Eurotiales; Aspergillaceae.
AUGGGCAAUGUUCCUUCGGACAAGACACCCGACGGGACAGACCCGGUAUCAGAAUCAAAUGUGUCCAGACCGAGUACGUCCCCCGCUCCACCCUCGCGACCUUCCAAUGUCAGAUACCAUUCCAGCUUCGGCGAUACUCGAUAUGGAACGACUCCUUCUUUAAACAUGGGCAAUAUGACAUACGCCCUUCCAGGCCAGCAAGGCUCGCCAUAUGAGCCGCCAAUACACCAGUAUCCGGCAGCGCACGGGCAAGGGAUGAUGUACUCCAUGUCAAUGGCUCCCUAUGGACACAAUCCCGGAUCCAUGGCAUAUGGGGUGCCUUUUCCAGUUUAUCCACCGUACGCAAUCCCGACACAUCCAGGAUCUGCUCAGCAUGGACAUCCUUACCAGCCAUAUGCAAUCCAAAUGCCAAACGUUGCUUCCGGCCAAACAUCUCCAUACAGCUCUGGCUACUACCCUCAUUCGCCAUACAGUGCCCACUAUGGACAUGGAAUGCACCUUGGUCAAAUCGCUCAAGUUGGAUCCCCAGUCCGUACACACACCAACUCACCAUUGAACCCGAGCUCUUCACGCAAAGAAACCGAGAAACGGAUGACCGACCUGGAAUAUGAUGUCUCUAAGACUAUCGUGGAUGGUUCAAAUCCUAUGAAACCAGGGCAGGCCCAACCGCUGCUUUCCGACGAUUUCCCCUCACAAUCCACCCCGUCCGCUCCGAGCACUCCACGAGGCCCACCCCGAAAGCCCAAGCAAUCAGGCCAUGCACUAUGGGUUGGAAAUCUUCCCCCUGGGGCCAAUGUCAUGGAUCUCAAGGACCAUUUCUCGCAGGAUGCAACGAACGACAUUGAAAGUGUAUUCCUGAUUUCUAAAAGUAAUUGUGCUUUCGUGAACUACAAGUCAGCUGCUGCCUGUGUCGCAGCCCUGGCGAGAUUCCACGACUCUCGAUUCCAAGGUGUGCGUGUUGUCUGUCGAUUGCGAAAGGGAUUCACUGCUCCGGGUUCCGGAUCUGUCAGUGUGGUAAGUUCCACGGUGAACUACCCUUCUCGGUCAUGCUUCGAGGAUCUUCCUAUGCCUCCGCCUGCGGAGUCGAGUGAAAACCUUCCAAUGACACCGGAGGUCAGCUCGGCAGCGCCUGCUACGGGUAACCAUCCGGCAUCGGCCCGACUGGUUGAUCGUUACUUUAUAGUCAAAAGCUUGACAGUGGAUGAUCUCGAAUUGAGCAAGCAAAGUGGGAUCUGGGCUACGCAGUCACACAAUGAGGCGGCGAUGAAUCAGGCUUACGAGACGGCCGAUCAAGUUUAUUUGAUCUUUUCGGCCAAUAAGUCUGGUGAGUAUUUUGGAUACGCGCGGAUGAUGUCGCCGAUCAGCGACGACGAAGAGCUCGCGUUAGAAAUGCCCUUACGGCCCGAGCCUCCACCCGGGCCCGACGACCUCAACGUGACCUUGACUGCCGCAACCUCGACAGCGCCUCAAGGCCGCAUCAUUGACGAUUCUGCACGGGGGACCAUCUUUUGGGAAGUUGAAUCAUCGGAGGACGAAACCGACGAUGCGCGCAGCGAGAAGAGCGCUGAGCCCGAGGAUCCGGAAGAGGGCCAGACUUUUGGCAAACCAUUUCGCAUUGAAUGGGUUUCGACCGAGCGAGUGCCUUUUCAUCGCACUCGUGGGCUACGUAACCCGUGGAAUGCCAAUCGGGAGAUCAAAAUCGCCCGUGACGGUACCGAAAUCGAGCCGACGAUCGGCCGCAAGUUGAUUCAGCUUUUCCAUUUGCCUCCCGCUUAA